AUGGCCGACUACCGGCUCCCAGAGAAUAUCAGGCCUACGCGCUACGAGAUCGUGUUGCGCACCGAUCUCGAGAAGGAGACGUUCACUGGCACUGUGAAGAUCAGCGUCGAGUUUCUCAAGACAGCACAGUGUAUCACGCUCAAUGUAGCGAAGGAGCUCGUCCUUAGCAGCGAGUCGCUGACGAUCACCUCGAGCUCGAGCGCAUUGGGCUCCAUCAUCUUCGACGAGCGUUCCAGAAGCUACGAUGAAGCCACGCAACGCGUCACCUACGCAUUACCGGUCCAGUUCACUGCGGGUACAUUGGCCGUCUUGAGCAUUGCAUUCGCUGCACCGCUCAUGGAUAACCUGCUCGGAUACUACAAGAGCUCUUGGCCGGGAGGGAUCUAUACUCUCACCCAGUUCGAGAGUACCCAUGCACGCCGCGCAAUACCCUGCUGGGACGAACCACUCCUCAAGGCCGUGUUUUCCGUGACCAUGAUCUCGCGGGCAGGCACCGUUUCGCUCUCAAACACGUCAGCACUUUCGAACCUCCCGUCCAACCCCUUAGUCCUCGUGGAUCACUUCCCUCUUCGAGUGGUCGAAGAUCUUUAUGCAGGCGUAGAAACCGGAGAGUGGACUGUCACAACGUUCGAGGAAACGCCGCGCAUGUCGUCGUAUCUACUCGCCUUUGCUAAUGGCGCGUUUGUACAUCGCGAGAGCAGUUAUUCUAGCCCCAUCAGCGGGACGGUCCGCCCAUUACGAGUGUACGCAACGAGGGACAUCAUCGAGCACACUCAGUUCGUUCUCGAGGUCACCGCCCGCGCUGUGCCGAUGUUUGAGAAGGUGUUCGACGUAGAGUACCCUCUUUCCAAGCUCGAUACCCUUGUCGUACACGAUUUCGACAUCAACGCGAUGGAGAACUGGGGCCUAAUCAUAGGGCGCACGUCGGCAUUGCUCCUCGAUCCCAAUAGCCAGGAUCUCACUCGUCGUAUACGUAUCGCGGGUUCACUCACCCACGAGAUCUCCCAUAUGUGGUUCGGAAACUUCACGACCAUGGCAUGGUGGGACAACCUCUACCUGAAGGAAGGGUUCGCGACCGUCAUGGGGUCGAGUAUCAUCAUGAACCGUCUCUACCCCGAAUGGCGCCCGAACUCACAGUUCAUCAACAACCACCUGAAUCGGGCCCUACGUCUUGAUGCGAAGCCGUCGUCUCAUCCCAUUGAGGUCCCGUUGCCUGAUCCCAGCCAGAUCAACCAGAUCUUUGAUGCACUUUCAUAUGCAAAGGGCGCAUCUAUUCUGCGCAUGCUCGCCGGAUAUGUUGGCGAAGACGAGUUCCUUCGCGGUGUCAGCCAUUAUCUCAAGAAACAUAGCUACGGAAGCACGGUCAGCGCAGACCUCUGGGAGGGUGUUGCGCACACAACUGGCAAGGACAUUAGCACGUUCAUGCGCCACUGGGUCGCUUCUAUCGGCUUUCCUGUGCUCACAGUGACAGAGAUCGAGGGUGGACAGGCCAUUCGUGUUCGUCAGGACAGGUUUAUCGAGGAUGGACAACUCGAAGAGAAGGAUAAUCAGGUCCUAUAG
This is a messenger RNA of Peniophora sp. CBMAI 1063, 1560 nucleotides long. The record is from the annotation of a GenBank genome assembly. NCBI's taxonomy places the organism in Eukaryota, Fungi, Basidiomycota, Agaricomycetes, Russulales, Peniophoraceae.